This is a messenger RNA of Lepisosteus oculatus (spotted gar), 3620 nucleotides long. It is a transcript of the gene ppp2r3b, whose product is annotated as protein phosphatase 2, regulatory subunit B'', beta. Gene Ontology annotation, biological process: protein dephosphorylation. NCBI's taxonomy places the organism in Eukaryota, Metazoa, Chordata, Actinopteri, Semionotiformes, Lepisosteidae. Gene Ontology annotation, molecular function: protein phosphatase regulator activity; calcium ion binding. Gene Ontology annotation, cellular component: protein phosphatase type 2A complex. The record is from RefSeq and is a predicted model, not a curated record.
UUUAAACUGAAUGCAAGAAUACAAAUCGCCUCAGAAUUGGUGACCAUUCCGGGGCCUGUUUCUGCGGCCAGAACAGCUCCCCUGCUUGUGGUCCGAAGGGGCCCGUCGUGAGCAUCAGCGAUUGAGCUGUACGAGGGUCCGGUGCCAGGAGCUGCGAGAACUGCCGGCGAUAAAAUGGGGUUCCAAGGACGUGCCGUGGAUUUGUUCUCCUGAGAGUGGAAGACGAGUGUACAGAUCCCUGCGAGGUCUGGCAGCCACCUCCAGCUGGACACUUCAGUCAAACGGGACAGCUUGAGCAGUUUGUGACAGAAGGAAAUUGGUCAAGGAGGGGGUGUGCAGUGGGGGAUCCAGACAGAGCCAGUACCCGCUGUAAUUUUGGCAUUCUGCUGCAUCCCAAGAGUCAGCUGGAUCUUAUAUCAGAGAGCUCGAAAACAACAGGUUUGUUUCUUUACAUAACCUUCUGUGUGCGCUGUGGAAUGCAGGCUGGAAAGGGCAGUUCCACACGCCCCAAUAACCCCCCCUCAACUACCACCACACGUCUCCCUAGUGACUUUUCAGGAUAGGGUUUUCUGAUUUUAGCCAACUUGUCUUCGAUGUAUGGAACAACAGGCUCCAGCCAAACGGGCAGGCAGAAUAUCCCGGAAUUAAAAAGGCACAGUUGCUGCUUGGAGUUAAGUGGCUGAAGCUUUGAUAAGAGAAGCAGAAGCUCGGCUGUGGUGCAGAUACCACCGAUUGCACAGCCGUGUUUACUGGAAACGCUCGGCGUGUCCUGCCUUUUGGAGGGCUUAAUGAAGUCGGACAUUAUGAGGAUGAAGGACAUUUCACUACGGCAAGACCCAGACCUCCGAAAGGAAUUGGCAUUGUUGGCGCGGGGGUGUGAUUUUGUCCUGCCCUCCCGAUUUAAGAAGAGACUGAAAGCUUUCCAGCAAGUACAGGCUCAGGUAAAGAAAGAUGAACCCAUAACACCAGCCUUAAGUGAGAACAUUCCAAGGUUUUAUUUCCCACGAGGACGGCCCAAAGCCAAUCCCAACAUCGACUCGCUCAUUUCCAGAAUAGAGAGAACGUUUUCACAGUUCCCCAAUGAAAGGGCAACUAUUGAAGACAUGGGGAAGGUAGCCAAAGCUUGUGAAUGUCCACUCUACUGGAAAAUGCCAUUGUUCUGUGCUGCUGGUGGGGACAGAACAGGAUUCGUAUCCGUUCACAAAUUUGUUGCAAUGUGGAGAAAAACCUUACAGACCUGCCAUGAUGACGCAUCUAAAUUUGUUCACCUUUUGGCCAAGCCGAGCUGUAAUUACAUUGAACAAGAAGACUUGAUUCCAUUCCUUCAGGACGUGGUCAACACACACACUGGUCUCACAUUUCUAAGGGAGGCCUCAGACUUUCACUCUCGCUACAUUACCACAGUUAUUCAGCGGAUAUAUUACAAUGUAAACAGAUCAUGGACGGGCAAAAUAACAUGCUCAGAACUUAGGAAAAGCAGUUUUCUGCAGAAUGUGGCAUUAUUAGAGGAUGAGGAAGAUGUCAACCAGCUCACUGAGUAUUUCUCCUAUGAACAUUUCUACGUCAUUUAUUGUAAAUUCUGGGAACUUGACGCAGACCACGAUCUCUACAUUGAUCAGAAAGACCUAGCUCGACACAAUGAUCACGCAAUCUCCCAUAAAAUGAUUGAAAGGAUAUUCUCAGGAGCUGUUACCAGGGGCAAAAGAGCACAUAAGGAAGGAAGAAUGAGCUAUGCAGAUUUUGUAUGGUUUCUGAUUUCUGAAGAGGACAAGAAGACACCAACCAGCAUAGAGUACUGGUUCCGCUGCAUGGAUCUUGAUGGGGACGGAGUGCUCUCUAUGUAUGAGCUGGAAUACUUUUAUGAGGAACAGUGUCAGAGACUAGAGAACAUGGCCAUUGAACCCCUGCCUUUUGAAGACUGUCUCUGCCAAAUGCUGGACCUUGUCAAACCCAAAACUGAAGGAAAGAUCACUCUUCAUGAUCUGAAGAAGUGCAAGUUGUCACACCUGUUUUUUGAUACUUUUUUCAAUAUCGAGAAGUACCUGGACCACGAGCAAAAGGAUCCGUUUUCGGUUAUCAGGGAUGGAGAGGGUGAGGUGCAGGAUGUCUCCGACUGGGAGAAGUACGCUGCAGAGGAGUACGACAGCUUGGUAGCCGAGGAGGCAGCCAACGAGCAGUUUAAUGACGGAUAUGAACAUGCCAUUGAUCCAAUAGACUGUCAGAUCUCACACGAGCUAAAUCUACGAACAGACAAGAGACACUUCUUCCAAAUACCGAGCCCGCACUCCAACCUAGACCUGGAGGAAUACGAAUAUGAAGACGACUUUGAAUGACAGCUGGUGCAUACAUGUCCUACAUUGCUGGCUGUGUGCAGCUGUGCUGCAAAAACUGUAUAAAGAAUGAAUGUUAAUGAAGCCUAUAAAUGUUUCAUAGAUUAGGUUGUAGCUUUAGGUUAUUCGCACUUAACCAUGGGAACAGGAAACACAGACCUGGAGAAGCCAAAAGCUGUCACUCAUCCAUUAAGAAUAUUUUCAUUUUUAUACAUUAUCAGGAAAUCUCUUUGCAGAAGUUAAAACAAAAUCACACCUAAGAAAUGCUGUUUAUGAUGUAGCAAGCUAAAUAUUAAAUGUACACCUAAAGUUUUCUAGUAACACUUUAUUAUUAAAGAUAUUAUACAUAUUUUGAUUUAUAUGUUUAUAUAUGGUUUAUAAAGAAAUUCUAAAGUAUUCAUAAAACAUUGUCAUUACAAAGAUGUAAUACUUUCCAAUGGCUUCUCCAUUUGACAAAGCACAACACCUACAUAAGAUCCCAUUUUUAAAUUUAAAUAAUGUAAUGCUUUAUUAAUACUUCAGGACAUUUUAUCAAUUUGUAUAAAUCAUUAGUAAAAUAUUACAAGGAAAACCUUAAUAUAAAGCGUUGUCACUGUUCUUUCAGUAGUUUAUUUAUUUGGCUAAUUGUGACUGGCCAUUAGUUUUGAGUGUUGUGUUAUUUGUAAAUAAGAAUGCUUCUAAUAUUUAUUAUGAAAUCAUUCGAGAGCGACUGGCACGUGCACAGAAUAUACCUGUGAACCAAUUCAGUUUCUUGCUUGAAGAAAUCUUAGUUCGCUGCACUGGAACUUAAAAAGCUUAGACACUGAAAAACACUUGAAUUACUGAAUGUGCACUAACUGUAAGAGCAAUACAUUUGUAAUUUCUUAGGAUUGGCUAAUGCAACAUUCCAGAGAUAUUAAACAUACUACGAAUUUCAAAAUACGUUUUCUUAUCCUGGUGCCUAUAAACCUGCAUUUUUACAUCUAUGCAUUAGUCUUUAUGAAAUUCCCGUGCCUUGUAAUAUAUACUGUAUUUAUCUGCAAGUUUCAAGUUAUUUUUUUUUUACUGUUUAAUACUUUUAUUUUGACUUUGGAGAGGUUAUAAAUUAUAAGCUGUAAAUGUUAUUUUGUGCUUGCUGUGUAAAAACAGGGUUUCUAAGUGUACACAAAUUAUGUUCCAUUGUUGAUGGCUAUCUGUAAAAGUACUGGGGUCAUUUCAUAAUGUACUUUUAUUGAAGAAUAAGAAACCAAUUUUAAAAUUUGUAUAUUAUUUUGUUGAAAUUAUUUUAAAUAAAGUAUACCUCAGAAUGUA